AUGUGUUUGCAGAUGUUUGUGACUUUCAGUCCUCGGAAUUGGCUGCUAUUGCUCGUGGUCCUUGAGUGUGCUAAAGCAUCUUCUGAUUUGAAUGAAUCUGCAAAUUCCACCGUCCAGAAUGCCCCUAAGGCUCUGUUUGCUGCUGCCAGCUCAGAGGGAGAGGAGAGAAUAUCUGUUUUUGAACUGGAUUAUGACUAUGUGCAAAUUCCUUAUGAGGUUACCCUCUGGAUACUUCUAGCAUCUCUUGCAAAAAUAGGUUUCCACCUCUACCACCGGCUGCCACACCUCAUGCCAGAAAGCUGCCUCCUCAUCCUCGUCGGGGCUCUGGUGGGUGGCAUCAUCUUUGGCACCGACCACAAGUCACCUCCAGUCAUGGAUUCGAGCAUCUACUUCCUGUAUCUCCUUCCACCCAUCGUGCUGGAAGGCGGUUAUUUCAUGCCCACCCGACCCUUCUUUGAGAACAUCGGCUCCAUCCUGUGGUGGGCCGUGCUAGGGUCCCUGAUCAACGCCUUUGGCAUUGGCCUCUCCCUCUACCUCAUCUGCCAGAUCAAGGCCUUCGGCCUGGGGGAUGUCAACCUGCUGCAGAACCUGCUGUUCGGCAGCCUGAUCUCGGCCGUGGACCCCGUGGCGGUGCUGGCCGUGUUUGAGGAGGCCCGAGUGAAUGAGCAGCUCUACAUGAUGAUCUUUGGAGAGGCUCUUCUCAACGACGGCAUCAGUGUGGUCUUAUACAAUAUAUUAAUUGCCUUCACGAAGAUGCAUAAAUUUGAAGACAUAGAACCCGUCGACAUUUUGGCUGGAUGUGCUCGAUUCAUUAUUGUGGGGGUCGGAGGAGUAUUGUUUGGCAUCUUUUUUGGAUUUAUUUCUGCAUUUAUCACACGUUUCACUCAGAAUAUCUCUGCAAUUGAACCACUCAUCGUCUUCAUGUUCAGCUACUUGUCUUACUUAGCUGCAGAAACACUCUACCUCUCCGGCAUCCUGGCAAUCACGGCCUGCGCGGUGACAAUGAAAAAGUACGUGGAAGAAAACGUGUCCCAGACAUCCUACACGACCAUCAAAUAUUUCAUGAAGAUGCUGAGCAGCGUCAGUGAGACCUUGAUCUUCAUCUUCAUGGGCGUCUCCACCGUGGGGAAGAACCACGAGUGGAACUGGGCCUUCGUCUGCUUUACCCUGGCCUUCUGCCAGAUCUGGAGAGCCAUCAGCGUGUUUAUUCUCUUCUAUGUCAGUAACCAGUUUCGGACUUUCCCCUUCUCCAUGAAGGACCAGUGCAUAAUUUUCUACAGUGGUGUCCGAGGAGCUGGAAGUUUUUCACUUGCAUUUUUGCUUCCUCUGACUCUUUUUCCUAGGAAGAAAAUGUUUGUCACUGCUACUCUAGUAGUUAUAUACUUUACUGUGUUUAUUCAGGGAAUCACAAUUGGCCCCUUGGUCAGGUACCUGGAUGUUAAAAAAACCAAUAAAAAAGAAUCUAUCAAUGAAGAGCUUCAUAUGCGCCUGAUGGAUCACUUAAAGGCUGGAAUUGAAGAUGUGUGUGGGCACUGGAGCCACUACCAAGUGAGAGACAAGUUCAAGAAGUUUGAUCAUAGAUACUUACGGAAAAUUCUCAUCCGAAAGAAUCUGCCCAAAUCAAGCAUUGUUUCUUUGUACAAGAAGCUGGAAAUGAAACAAGCUAUUGAGAUGGUGGAGACUGGGAUACUGAGCUCUACAGCUUUCUCCGUACCCCAUGAAGCCCAGCGGAUGCAGAGAAUCAAAAGGCUUUCCCCUGAAGAUGUGGAGUCCAUGAAGGACAUUCUGACACACAACAUGUAUCAAGUUCGACAAAGGACACUGUCCUACAACAAAUACAACCUUAAGCCCCGGACAGGUGAGAAGCAGGCUAAGGAGAUUCUCAUCCGCCGUCAGAACACCUUAAGGGAGAGCAUGAGAAAAGGCUACAGCCUGCCCUGGGGAAUACAGGCUGGCACCAAAAACAUCCGCUACCUCUCCUUUCCCUCCAGCCACCCUCAGCCCGCAAGAAGAGAAAUACAGGCUUCUGACUUCAUAGAUGAUGACAGCAGCGAUCCAGGAUCUCUGCCCAUCGUAUUCAGCACACCAUCUCGCAAAGCAUCGCUUCAGGAAAGACAACUGAUACAAGAAAUAAUCCCAAUGAAGAGUGCACACAGAAGAGGGAAGGCAUUCGACUUUGGUCGUCAAAAAAGCACAGGCCAAGAAGAGUAUAUGGGUAGAGGCAAGCAGGUGGCUUUAAGACCUAAACCUCUGUUUCAUGCAGUGGAUGAGGAGUAUGAAUCAGGAGGGGAGAGUGAAGAGGAAGACUCCGCAAUUGGGUCCAGAUGGACAGCUGGCCACAGAUACAGCAGGGACCACCACAAGUCCCACAGUCCUUUGCUCCAAAGAAAAUAA
Molecule: messenger RNA, 2394 nt
Organism: Carlito syrichta (Philippine tarsier)
Lineage: Eukaryota; Metazoa; Chordata; Mammalia; Primates; Tarsiidae
Gene: SLC9A4
Product: solute carrier family 9 member A4
Exons: 12
Coding region: 1-2394 (797 amino acids)
Biological process (GO): regulation of pH; sodium ion transport; proton transmembrane transport
Cellular component (GO): membrane
Molecular function (GO): sodium:proton antiporter activity
Source: RefSeq, a predicted model, not a curated record